Urocitellus parryii (Arctic ground squirrel) is the source of this 526-nucleotide messenger RNA. It is a transcript of the gene Cox6c, whose product is annotated as cytochrome c oxidase subunit 6C. NCBI's taxonomy places the organism in Eukaryota, Metazoa, Chordata, Mammalia, Rodentia, Sciuridae. The record is from RefSeq and is a predicted model, not a curated record.
AACCGUCCAUUUCUCUAUCUACCGGGAAGGACGCUGGUGUGGAGGUGCGUUCGGGUACUGUUCGAGACCCGCAUUGCGGUUUUCAAGACUGCCGCCUUUCGCUCUUUGUCGGCCUGGGAGUUGAGUCGUGACUCCGAGCCUCAGCCGCGGACAGUAACUGCCAUGGCUUCCGGCACUUUGGCGAAACCUCAGAUGCGGGGUCUUCUGGCCAAGCGUCUGCGGUUUCAUAUUGUUGGAGCAUUCACGGUUGCCCUGGGGGUUGCAGCUCUCUAUAAGUUUGGUGUGGCUGAACCAAGAAAGAAGGCAUAUGCAGAUUUCUACAGAAAUUAUGAUUCCAUGAAAGAUUUUGAGGAGAUGAGGCGGGCUGGAAUCUUCCAGAGUGUAAAGUAAUUUUGGAAUAUAAAGAAUUUCUUUGGAUUGAGGUCCUUAGAAGUUUGUACUGACUUGUGCUCCUGAACUAUUAAACAUGAAUAUGUGGGCUAAGAAAUAGUUUUUCUUGGUAAAUAAACAAUUAACAAAUACUGUA